Messenger RNA from Periconia digitata, 1897 nucleotides. Lineage: Eukaryota; Fungi; Ascomycota; Dothideomycetes; Pleosporales; Periconiaceae. The record is from the annotation of a GenBank genome assembly.
UCUCCUAAAUCUUCACUCGUUCCUUCUAUUCAACUCCUCGAGGUUAUGUUUGUUCGAAACUUCCUCGCGGCUUCGACCGCCCUGGUGGGAUUUGCCACGGCAAUCCCCUCCCCAUCUCUUCAAGAAAGAGCGGCAUGCAGUGGCAACACCGCAACCUCACGUUCUGAAUGGUGUGAUUAUUCCAUAGACACCGACUACUACACGGAGGUUCCUGACACUGGAGUAACCCGGGAGUACUGGCUCGAGCUCACAGACGUCACUGUUGCGCCAGAUGGUGUAUCUCGCACAGCUAUGGCUGUGAAUGGUUCUAUUCCUGGGCCAACGCUGUUCGCCGAUUGGGGCGACACAGUCACAGUUCAUGUCAAAAAUUCUCUUACUACCUCGCAAAACGGUACCAGCUUACACUUUCACGGAAUUCGUCAAAACUACACCGUGCAAAACGAUGGUGUGGCGUCCAUUACUCAAUGUCCCACCGCUCCUGGAGAAUCAAUCACCUACACAUGGCGGGCGACACAGUAUGGAAGCUCUUGGUAUCACUCCCACUUUGCUUUGCAAGCGUGGCAAGGGAUUCUCGGAGGCAUCGUAAUCAACGGACCAGCCACGGCGAACUAUGACGAGGAUCUCGGCAUGCUUUUCCUGAACGACUGGGACCAUCAAACAGUCGAUCAGCUUUACAUGAGCGCGCAAACCAGUGGCCCGCCUACGCUGGACAAUGGCCUCAUCAACGGCACUAACACAUACGAGAGUGGUGGCUUCCGCUAUAAUACGACCUUCACACCGGGCACUUCCUACCGUCUUCGACUCGUCAAUGGUGCAGUUGACACACACUUCAAGUUCAUGCUUGAUAACCACACAAUGACUGUAAUUGCAUCCGAUUUCGUACCUAUUCAGCCGUACGAGGCUACCGUCCUCAACAUUGGCAUGGGCCAACGCUACGACGUAAUCAUCACCGCAGACCAAGAAUCUACCGCCGACAGCUUCUGGAUGCGUGCUAUUCCGCAAUCAGCAUGCUCCGAUAACUCCCAAUCGGAUGAUAUCAAAGGAAUUAUUUACUACAGCGACUCAACCACCACACCCUCAACCUCCGCCUACUCCUACACUGAUGGAUGUGAUGACGAGACCACGCUUGUCCCUUACAUUUCCAAGACCGUUGGAUCUACCGCGUCUACCACCGCCGACGAGCCCGUUGCAGUAGGCUUCAACAGCGAUAACCUAUUCCGCUGGACAAUGAACAGCACAUCUAUGGUCGUAGACUGGGCCGAUCCCUCGUUGGGUCAAGUCGUAAACGGCAACACAUCCUGGGAGGCCAGCGAAGCCGUCGUCAGUCUUCCGAAUGCCAAUGAAUGGGUCUAUAUCAUAAUCUCCACCACUCUACCUGUUCCGCAUCCCAUUCAUCUCCACGGCCACGAUUUCUUCGUUGUUGCGCAAGGGUCCGGAUCGUACUCUUCUUCAACUACCUUGAAUCUCGAUAACCCGCCCCGCAGAGACACGGCUAUGCUUCCUUCUGCUGGCCAUCUCGUGCUUGCUUUCGAGACUGAUAACCCCGGCGCUUGGUUGAUGCACUGCCAUAUCGGAUGGCACACCAGUGAGGGCUUCGCGAUGCAGUUUGUUGAACGAGCUUCCGAGAUCAGUGCCUUGAUAGACCAGAGUAGCCUCGAGGAGAACUGCGCGGCAUGGGUAUCACAUUCAGAGACGUACAGUAUCGAGCAAGACGACUCUGGCGUGUAAAUUUGCGGCUUUGGUUAUCUUUUCGUAGAUUUUGAGUAUUUGUUAGCCUGACAUUGUUUGCAUCUUUAGACUACUGGUUAACAAUGGAAUAAUGAUGAGAUCGCGGAGUACUGGGUUGUUAGACAGGGCAUUCAGAGUAUCGCAAUUUAAUGUUCAACAAGGCAUCUCC